ACAGUCACUGAGAGAGAGACAGAGACUCAGGGUAAAUGUAUCACUUUACAUGUCUUAUCAUCUCAUCAUCUUAUCAUCAUUAUUAUCAACUUGUUUCAUUCAGUUUACCAUCUAGAUCAACUUGAAACUUUUACUCUGAAUUUGAUCCACAACAACAUGAGAUCCACUUUCACCACAGCCACCAAUACAAACACCAAGAAUAACACAACAAUGGCUUGAUUUUCAUUAUUUCCAUCAUCAUGAAUCAUCACCAAGUGACAAGUUGUGGUCAUCAUCACCAUCGCCAUCAUCACCCACUUUAAAUAUUCAUUGAACUAGUCAUCGUUGUCUUCAUACUAUUACACAAAGUAACACACUUUCAGCUUUUCGCAAUUUAAUAUUAAUUAAAUCGGAUUUUAAGUGUUGACAUUUUAUACUUUUAACAACAACAAUUUAACUUGAUGAUGUUUAAUACUGUUCAAGUGAGAUGACCAUUGAGUGACCACUUAUCAGGUGUAAAUAAAUACGAAGGAAAAGUUUCAAAAGUUUUGUUAAGUUUUUGCAUUUGUUUAAAUUGUUGUUUCUUUGUAAACUCAUUCAAAUUGUGGUGAUUAAAGUUGUGAUUAUAACGGGAUUCCAAUUACAAGUAAAUUUUAACAUAUUAAAUAUAACAAACUCUUAACAAUAAGUGACCAGUGUCCACCAGUGUGAUCAAACCUUAACCAAAGUAUUGAAAAAAAAAAUGUUUCUCAACUUGAAUAUGAUCAAUCCUGCCAAUUUAGUACAAUUAAUACUGACUUAUUAUCUAAUUCAGGAGACCAAAUUGGUUACCUGUUUACGAUUGAUCAUGUUUGAUCUUCCCUCUCCGGUGAUGCGUGGUGAUUCAGUUGAACUUUCAUGUAUCUAUGAACUUGAAAAUGAUAGAUUAUAUUCAGUUAAAUGGUAUAAGAAUAACGUUGAAUUUUACCGAUUUGUACCAAGAGAUUGGCCUCCAGGUCAAUUUUUACCUCACAAAGGCAUUCGGGUUGAUUUAUCAAGGUCAGGUAAGAAUUCAGUUUACCUGAAAGAUGUUGAUCUUAACUCAACGGGAAUCUAUCGAUGUGAAGUUUCCGCUGAGGCUCCAACAUUUAACACCGCUGAGAUGGAGAAGGAGAUGAAAGUCUAUGUUUUACCCUCAGAAGGACCAAAAAUUACCGGAACUCGGCGGAAAAUUAAACUUGGUGAUACAAUUAAUCCUAAUUGUACUUCAUUCAAAUCCAAACCCGCCUCAACAUUAAGAUGGUUAAUAAAUGGUAAUGAGGUUGGAACUGAAUAUCAAACUUCACAUUCAACAACAUUACAUGAAGAUGGUUUAGAAUCGUCACAUUUGGGACUUAAAUUAUUAUUAAAGGAAGAAUAUUUUAAAAAUGGCCUAAUACGAAUCAAAUGUACAGCAACCAUAUCACGAAUUUAUAUUAUGUCCAAUGAGGUCACAUUACACGGCGAUGGUUUGAGUCAUCAAUCAUCUAGACUUCAUCUAAGUGAGAAUCUUAGUCAAGCCGUUCAACCCUCAUCGAUAACGAAUUGUUUUCAACAAACUAGCUCAUUGACGCUUAUAUCAAUUACUUUGCUUAGUUUCCUACUUAUAUCACAGUUAACAAAUUCGUAACUUCGAUCAACUAAUCAUGAAUUCAACAUAAAUGAUCAAGUGGUUUUUGUUUCAGUUUUUUUCGUGAAGAAAAAAAUAAUCGAACCGCCAGAAAAAAACAUCGAACGUCCAAAAGUUAACUCGAUGAAGCUCAAGCUUAAACGCCGGUGACAAAGUUGAUCAACAAUCGGCACCAAUCGACAUUGUUGGUCAAGUGAAAAGUUCAUUGUAAACUCUUUCUAUCCAACAUCAUGUUAAACUUUAAUUGUUAUUAUUUAUUAUUAGCUAAAGAAUCAAAUUGUUAACAAUUAAAAACUUUCUCACGGAACGAAUUAAAUCAACCAGAGUAAAUCACAAUCUUUUCGUGAUCAACAAUCAAAAUCGGAAAAUUGUCUAAUGAUUAACAACAAUUAAAUGCUCAAUCUUAAAUUCAAUUUGGAUGGUAAAUUUUAUCCAACAAUCAACAAUUUAAAAUGACCGACAAUUUGAUUACUUGAUCAUUGCAACUAGAUGGCUCUGUUAAUUGCUGGAUAAUUUUCAUCUACCGGAUCAUAAGAGGAUUAAUUGUUGUUAAAUUAACAACAAUCAACAAUACCCAAAGUAACAGUAAACCCAUUGUAAUUAAAAACGAAAACAAAUAUAAACAAUUAACCAAGAACAACCAAAUUGAUUGUUAUUAAGUUUUACUUUUUCUAGUGAUUAAAAGUCUUGAUUAAUUUACAAGAAAAUA
Messenger RNA from Panonychus citri (citrus red mite), 2336 nucleotides. RefSeq lists its product as uncharacterized. The record is from RefSeq and is a predicted model, not a curated record. Lineage: Eukaryota; Metazoa; Arthropoda; Arachnida; Trombidiformes; Tetranychidae. Bases 722 to 1627 code for a protein of 301 amino acids. The transcript is spliced from 6 exons.